Recurvomyces mirabilis is the source of this 1512-nucleotide messenger RNA. RefSeq lists its product as uncharacterized. Gene Ontology annotation, molecular function: transmembrane transporter activity. NCBI's taxonomy places the organism in Eukaryota, Fungi, Ascomycota, Dothideomycetes, Mycosphaerellales, Teratosphaeriaceae. Gene Ontology annotation, cellular component: fungal-type vacuole membrane. The transcript has 2 exons. The record is from RefSeq and is a predicted model, not a curated record. Gene Ontology annotation, biological process: transmembrane transport. Bases 1 to 1512 code for a protein of 503 amino acids.
AUGAGCACCUUGACUAGACCAUUCAAGUGGUUCUACGAAGAAUUCGGUCUAGUAUCCAUCCACGAAACCGGCAGAAAUGCAUACCUCAUCAUCCUGGCCCGCGCCUGCCGCAUGUUCGCCUACGGCACCAACAGCCUCAUCCUCGCCCUGUUCUUCGCCGAACUCAAAUUCUCGGACUACAAAAUCGGCCUCUUCAUGACCCUCACCCUCCUCGGCGACGUCGUCCUCGGGCUCGGCCUCACCCUCAUCGCGGACCGAUUCGGACGACGCAGAAUCCUCUUCGGAGGCUCCUUCCUUAUGGUCUUGAGCGGAGCGGCGUUCGCCAUCUUUGAGAAUUUCUGGAUCUUGCUUUUCGCCGCUGUGGUGGGGGUGGUUAGUGCGACGGGGGGGGACUUUGGUCCGUUUAGGGCGAUUGAGGAGUCGAUUCUUUCGCAGUUGACUAUGCCCGGGACGAGGGCGGAUGUGUUGGCUUGGUAUGUUACGUUGUCUACUGUGGGGUCGGCGGUGGGCAGUGAGGCUUCGGGGAGGAUUGUGAAUGCUUUGUUGGAGCGAGAGGGGUGGGGGCUUGUGGAUGCUUAUCAUGCGCUAUUUUGGCUGUUUACGGCGAUGGGGAUUGUUAAUGCGGUGUUGGUGCUGCCGUUGACUGAGGCUUGCGAGCUGCAGAAGGAAGAACAGGCAUAUGUGCAGGUGGCGCAAGACGAAAGGGGUAGUAUGGAACUGGAACAGGGACCGCGAGAUCAGACUACCCAGCAGCCAGCGGAUCUGCAGACAGCUGAGAUGUCCGGAUCAUGGUGGAAGAAGCUGACUAGCUCUUUCUCCAACAUCUCUCCCUCCACUCGGUCGGUCAUGUACAAGCUCUGGACGUUACUGGCUGUGGACUCUAUUGCCGAUGGUAUGGUUCCAUACUCCCUGACGAACUACUAUAUCGACCAGAUGUUCCACCCUUCCUUGGCCUUACUAGGCGACGUCACGUCAGCAGCAUACUUUCUCGGAGCAAUAUCAGCAGUAUUCGCCGGUCCACUCGCACGCAAAAUUGGCCUCAUCAACACGAUGGUUUUUACACACAUUCCAUCCUCGGCUGCGGUAUUGAUGUUUGGCUUGCCGAACAAUCUCGUCAUGGUUGUGAUACUUCUGCUUAUUCGAGCAGGAUUGAACAAUAUGGAUCAAGCUCCACGCUCCGCCUUCAUAGUGGCAGUUGUGAAAAGCGAGGAGCGGACCGCGGUGAUGGGGAUUACGAACCUGUUACGGACGCUCGCUGCCAUGACCGGACCGUCUAUAACUGGAUUCUUGGCCGGGAGCAACAAGUUCUGGGUCGCUUUCUUGGUCGCUGGUGCGUUCCGUCUAGCAUAUGAUCUCGGGUUGUGGGUCAUGUUCAGGAACCUGGAACUGUAUAAGAAUGAAAAGCCAAUCGUUCAGUCGAACGGUGUUGCGCGGGCUGUGAGUCGAAGGUUGAGUGAUGAGGAGAUGACGGAGCUUGAUCGAUUACCGACGCCUCUGUCAGUAGCUAGCUAA